This is a messenger RNA of Coturnix japonica (Japanese quail), 2844 nucleotides long. RefSeq names its product sideroflexin 1 (gene SFXN1). Gene Ontology annotation, molecular function: monoatomic ion transmembrane transporter activity. Lineage: Eukaryota; Metazoa; Chordata; Aves; Galliformes; Phasianidae. Gene Ontology annotation, biological process: monoatomic ion transport; serine import into mitochondrion. The record is from RefSeq and is a predicted model, not a curated record. Gene Ontology annotation, cellular component: mitochondrial inner membrane.
GUUCCCGGUGGGCGGAGCGGGGCGGAGCGGGGCGGCCGCUCUUCAACCCGGCCCCGCUCAGCACGAGCCUCUUCCGGGCAGCGGGGCGGCGCGGAGCCGGCAGCGUGCGGGGCUGCGACUUUUUGAAGAUGUCAGCAGAUAUACCCUUAAAUAUUAAUAUCAAGGAGCCCCGAUGGGAUCAAAGCACUUUCACUGGACGAGCCUGUCACUUCUUCACUGUAACAGACCCCCGAAAUAUUUUGUUAUCUGAUGCCCAGCUGGAAAGCGCAAGAAAAAUCGUUCAUGAUUACAGACAAGGUAUUGUGCCACCUGGAUUGACCGAAAAUGAUCUGUGGAGAGCAAAGUAUAUCUAUGAUUCAGCCUUUCAUCCAGACACUGGUGAAAAGAUGGUCUUGAUUGGCCGAAUGUCAGCUCAGGUACCCAUGAACAUGACUAUCACAGGUUGUAUGAUGACCUUUUAUAGAACGACACCGGCGGUGGUUUUCUGGCAAUGGAUUAACCAGUCCUUCAAUGCUAUAGUAAAUUACACAAACAGGAGCGGUGAUGCCCCAAUUACUGUCAGCCAGCUGGGAACAGCCUAUGUUUCUGCUACCACAGGUGCUGUUGCAACAGCUUUAGGACUUAAUGCACUGACAAAGCAUGUCUCACCUCUUAUAGGACGGUUUGUUCCUUUUGCUGCUGUUGCUGCUGCUAACUGCAUUAAUAUUCCACUAAUGAGACAAAGGGAGCUCAAGUUUGGAAUCCCUGUCACAGAUGAGAAUGGAAACAGAUUGGGUGAAUCAACUAAAGCAGCUCAGCAGGCAAUUACUCAGGUGGUUAUAUCGAGGAUCCUCAUGGCUGCUCCUGGCAUGGCAAUUCCUCCCUUUAUAAUGAACACAUUGGAAAAAAGAGCCUUUUUAAAGAUCAGCAAAAAUGAGCGAUUUCUUCAGUGACUGCUCAGUGGUCUUUGGUACCAUCAUGACUGUUCAUGCUCACCUGUUCCUCCCCCUCAGCCUCAAAGAAUGAGCAGAGGUGAAACACUGCUCUACAGGUCAUCAGUGGUAACAUUUGGUAGAGAUUAGUAUUAAAGCCUUUAAGGAAUAAGCUGCAUUUCUAACAAGCAGCUUCUGUGCUUUCUCUUGGGGCUUCAGAAGCGCCAUCCCAUUUGCAGUAUUCCAACACCAUCCAUGCUAGCUUUACUAACUCAUUUUUCUUAGUCUUUGCUUUGCACGUCAUCAGCGCUCUUGGAACAGUACUUGUAAGCUUGCCAAAGCCUAUUAAAGAAACAUGCAGGGUCAGAAAAGUCAAAUGGCUGUUGAAUGAUAAGGAACAUAGAAUGAUGUAAGCAGUGAGAGAGAGGUAAAUACUUCUGGACUGCUGAUCUCGGUGGUAGCAAUGAGUCAUCCUUUGGUAUUUUAAACGUGAUGUAGGUUCUGUAGUACUAUUCAUCUCUGACAUGGUUUUGCAUGAGGAUACUUCAAUUAUAGCACUAAUAUACCUGACGGUAUUCCCAAAAAUUAUUGCUAGAAAAUGAUUCAAAAAUGUUUUUAAAACCACAAACACAUACUUGGUGGUUCAAAAAGAAUCCUAAUUCUCAACCAGAAAACUCUAAAUACUUGGUUUGAUAUAUACAUUCCUUUUGCCUUUGCUUUCAGCAGUUGCUUUGACUGUGUUUUGAAUUAAGCAAUGCAGUGGCUCUCGAUAGUGAGGCUGCAUGCUGCACAUAUUGACUGGCUCCACGCAGAAUCAAAUUGUUAUUACAUUUGCUGCAGCAGAAGGAUCCAUAGCAACCUUGCUUUAAGGGACAGGGUUUGUAGGUCUGUUUUGUUGCAGAUAACCUUUCCCCACCAGAAAUGAAACAUUCAUUUCAUAGGAAUGCCCGAAAAUCCAAAGGGAAACUGAAGCUUUAAUUUCUAUUGCAGCUCUCAUGUCCUCAGCAACUGUUUCUCUCUCUGGAUUGAUUCCGGAAACUUCCUUGUAUGCCUUUAAAGUAAAUAUCUUCAAGUAUCUUAGUCUGUAACUAAAUAUUCAGAACUCUUACGAAGCUAGAACAGAGCCUUUUGUUUGUUUGUUUGUUUGUUUCAAAUAUUCUUCUUAGAUAUCUUAGGCCUUAGAUCAUAUCAUUCUUUCCUUCUAUAGCUGUUGUUUUUAGUGAUGUCCUUGUGAACAGGCAUAGCUUCCCUGAGAGAGUUGACACAGGUGGGGAUCAAACAGUGAAAGAAACAGGAAAAAAAAAAUCUGACUUUCUUUUUGCCUUUUGUUUGCUUGCUCCAUUUUGUUUGCUAUCACUUCUCUGCUUUCUCUUUGCAUGAACUGCUGAAGAUGCCUUGAAGUCAUCUGGAAUUUAAAUUGCCUUCUUGCCUAUUUAAAAACAUCUUUUAACAGGCUAAAUUCUUUUGCCAUCUUGUAGGCCUCUAUUUUCUCUUUGUAAGGAUGUGCAGCAUGCAGUUGAGCAUUGCUUUAUCAUUUGAGAUUGUUCUCUAGGCAGCAUUGACCUUCUAGUGUCAAUGUUUUACCUUGCCAUCGUUCUUCAUUAUUUCUCCCUGCAUUCAGGAGCCAGUUGCUGUACCAAGUUUUUGUGUUCCCAGCUAAGUGUAGGACGCUGACCUUGGUAACUGCUGUCCCUCAUCUGUGAGCUGUGAUUCUCAUAGUCCAAUUCCUGAUCUUCCACUGUCAGCCAUGGAAUUUCUUGCCAUUGGAACUCUCCCAGAAUAUAAAAUUUAAAGCUUUUUGAGUGAAUUUAUUUCAGGUGAGAGUCAAAGGCGUAUUCAGUGGAUUGGCAGAACAACGGAGCAUAGCUGAAUUGAGUCUUUACCCUUUUAUUGUUGCAGGUUAUUGCUGAUUCUUUCUACAUUCAUUUCUGGA